ACCACAUUUGAGCGUAUUCUUAGGGGGGGAGCAAAAGUGAUCUUCUUUAAGCCCCAGUUAGCACCUCAUCGCGCAUGAGCUGUACCCCCUCCAGUCAGACUUUUCUCUUCAACUGUCCAGGCUUUUUCACUAUCACCCGGAGUGCAGCGUUGUGUUUGCACAUGAAGCUCUGAAAUUGGAUCUGGAGCUCUCUCGCUCUCUCUGUCCGCGGCCAAGAUAGCGUAUUUCCAGAUCUGCGGAGAUUUGGUUUCGGUGGCAGGCAAAAGCGAGAGGAUUUCGUGUUUGCUGCUUCGAGAAUUUCUCAGCGCUCAUAACCCACAAUUGCAAGUCUCGUUGUAUGCGCAUUGGGCUGAGAAUCGGUUGAGAAUGUUCGGGAAGUGCAACAUUUUGAAACACUGACGAAAUGUUCCUUCUUGAUGUGCGCAGUCCAUUGGAUAUGUGUGUACGCUAUUCAGGGUAACACAACACUGAAGGAUCUAGGCCUCUGCUAUUGAAUGCAAGAGUUCAGAUCGAAUUCACGGUUAGCAAUGACGGGUACGAUGUACGAGCCCAAGAACAUUCUCAUUACUGGUGCGGCUGGAUUCAUCGCCUCCCAUGUCGCCAACCGGUUGAUUCGGAACUAUCCGCAGUACAAGAUCGUGGUGCUGGACAAGCUCGACUAUUGCUCCAAUUUGAAGAACCUAUUUCCUUCUAGAGCGUCGAAGAACUUCAAGUUCGUGAAGGGCGAUAUUGGCAGCGCGGAUCUGGUCAACUAUCUGUUGAUCACGGAGGGCAUCGACACCAUCAUGCACUUCGCGGCGCAGACGCAUGUGGACAACUCGUUCGGAAACAGCUUCGAGUUCACGAAGAACAACAUCUACGGAACGCACGUCCUGCUGGAGGCGUGCAAGGUGACGGGGCAGAUCAAGAGGUUCAUCCAUGUGAGCACGGAUGAGGUGUACGGUGAGACAGAAGCGGAGGCCAUCGUUGGCAACCACGAGGCGUCGCAGCUGCUGCCCACGAAUCCGUACUCGGCGACAAAAGCCGGGGCGGAGAUGUUGGUGAUGGCGUAUGCGAAGAGCUACGGACUGCCGUGCAUCACGACUCGGGGGAACAACGUGUAUGGGCCGAAUCAGUUUCCGGAGAAGCUGAUCCCGAAGUUUAUUCUGCUAGCAAUGCAAGGAAAGCCACUGCCGAUCCACGGCGACGGAACCAACGUGCGGAGCUACUUGUACUGUGAGGAUGUGGCGGAGGCGUUCGAGUGCGUGCUGCACAAGGGAGAAUUGGGUCACGUGUACAACAUCGGGACGCAGAGGGAGAGGCGGGUGAUGGAUGUGGCGAAGGACAUCUGCGAGCUGUUCAACUUGGACUACAAGAAGUCGAUCAAGAUGGUGGACAAUCGUCCUUUCAAUGACCAGCGGUACUUCCUAGACGACAAGAAGCUGAUCGCGCUCGGGUGGCAGGAGAGGACCAGCUGGGCGGAGGGGCUGCAGAAGACGAAGGAUUGGUAUACGAGCAACCCAGACUGGUGGGGCGAUGUGUCGGGCGCCCUGGUGCCUCACCCGCGGUCAGUGACAAUGCCGGGAGUGGAGAAGCUAGCGGAGAUGCAGAGGGGAGAGCAUUUGGCUCAAACCUCGGGGGACUCGGCGACGCCCGAGAAAGAUAAUGGACCAGCGCUGUUAAAUGGGACGGGUCAUGGUUUGUUGGGUGGGAUCGUAUCGAAGGUCCUUUCUCCGGUGAAGAAUGUUAAGGGUGAUCCAAGUUUGAAGUUUUUGAUAUACGGGCGGACUGGGUGGCUGGGUGGAUUGCUGGGGAAGAUGUGUAAAGAGCGGGGAAUCGCUUACGAGUACGGAGCAGGGAGGUUGGAGAACAGGACCUCGUUGGAGGCAGACAUAGCCGCAGUCAAGCCGACGCAUGUGUUCAAUGCCGCUGGAGUGACGGGAAGGCCGAACGUGGACUGGUGCGAGAGCCACAAGCCGGAGACGAUCCGGGCGAACGUAGUGGGGACACUGACGCUGGCAGACGUGUGCAAGCAGAAUGGGUUGCUGUUGAUGAACUACGCGACAGGAUGCAUAUUCGAGUACGACGACAAGCAUCCGCUGGGGAGCGGGAUUGGUUUCAAGGAGGAAGACAAGCCGAACUUUGCAGGGUCGUACUAUUCGAAGACGAAGGCGAUGGUGGAGGACUUGUUGUCAGAGUUCGAUAACGUGUGCACGUUGCGGGUGCGGAUGCCGAUAUCAUCCGACCUCGAGAAUCCGCGCAAUUUCAUUUCAAAGAUUGUGCGGUACCAGAAGAUCGUGAACAUUCCGAACAGCAUGACGAUACUGGACGAGCUGCUGCCGAUAUCAAUCGAGAUGGCGAAGAGGAAUUUGACAGGGAUCUGGAACUUUACCAAUCCGGGGGUGGUGAGCCACAACGAGAUCAUGGAGAUGUACAAGGAGUACAUAGACCCAUCUCUGACGUGGGUGAACUUCACGCUGGAGGAGCAAGCAAAGGUGAUCGUGGCGGCACGGAGCAACAACGAGAUGGAUGCUUCGAAACUGUCGAAGGAGUUUCCUGAGAUGCUGGGGAUUAAGGAGUCACUGAAGAAGUUUGUGUUCGAGCCCAACAGAAAGACUCCCGUCAUGUAGGCAGUUUUAGCUGGAAACGAGUUUACGAUCCUCGUCUCCUGCCUGAAAGUGAGACUAACAGAUUUUUCCUAGCAUGGUUGUAGUUGCGGGACAGUCAUUUAUUGCCUUUUGUGGUGUAGCUUGCCACAGUUGCUGUAGAUUUCUCUUCAGUUGAGAAGGUAGUGAAUCAAUGACGGUGUAGUCGCAGGAUUUUAUUUCUUUUCUUGGUUGUAGGCAAUUCUUUUAAUAAGGCUUGUAUUCCUGUAAAGGAUUAUUUCGGCAGAAAGUAAGAAUUUUGGACAUUUUCUGUUUUUUUUUC
Molecule: messenger RNA, 2907 nt
Organism: Physcomitrium patens
Lineage: Eukaryota; Viridiplantae; Streptophyta; Bryopsida; Funariales; Funariaceae
Product: trifunctional UDP-glucose 4,6-dehydratase/UDP-4-keto-6-deoxy-D-glucose 3,5-epimerase/UDP-4-keto-L-rhamnose-reductase RHM2
Biological process (GO): nucleotide-sugar metabolic process
Molecular function (GO): dTDP-glucose 4,6-dehydratase activity
Source: RefSeq, a predicted model, not a curated record